This is a messenger RNA of Apiotrichum porosum, 1359 nucleotides long. It is a transcript of the gene GDI1, whose product is annotated as rab GDP-dissociation inhibitor. Gene Ontology annotation, cellular component: cytoplasm. The record is from RefSeq and is a predicted model, not a curated record. Lineage: Eukaryota; Fungi; Basidiomycota; Tremellomycetes; Trichosporonales; Trichosporonaceae. Gene Ontology annotation, molecular function: Rab GDP-dissociation inhibitor activity. The transcript has 7 exons. Bases 1 to 1359 code for a protein of 452 amino acids. Gene Ontology annotation, biological process: vesicle-mediated transport; protein transport; small GTPase-mediated signal transduction.
AUGGACGAGGAGUACGACGUCGUUGUUCUCGGCACUGGCCUCACCGAGUGCAUUCUCUCGGGCCUCCUGUCCGUCGAUGGCCAGAAGGUCCUCCACAUGGACCGCAACGACUACUACGGUGGUGCCAGUGCGUCCUUGAGCCUGUCCCAGCUCUACCAGAAGUACCGUGGCUCCCCGGCUCCCGAGAGCCUCAACCUGGGCCGCGACCGCGACUAUGCCGUCGACCUCAUCCCCAAGUUUAUCCUCGCUUCGGGAGAGCUCACCAAGAUCCUCGUCCACACCGAGGUCACCCGCUACCUCGACUUUAAGCAGAUUGCCGGCUCGUAUGUCUACCGUGACGGCAAGAUCUCCAAGGUCCCCUCCAACGAGUCGGAGGCUAUCCGCAGCCCCCUCAUGGGUCUCUUUGAGAAGCGUCGUGCCCGCAACUUCUUCCUCUACGUCCAGAACUGGCGUGAGGACGACCCCACGACCCACCAGAACUUUGACGUGACCACCAGCUCGAUGCGUGAGCUCUACAAGAAGUUUGGUCUCGAGCCCGGAACCCAGGACUUUAUUGGCCACGCCAUGGCCCUCUGGCAGGACGACUCGUACAUUGACAAGCCCGCCCUCCCGACCAUCAAGCGUAUCAGCCUCUAUGCGCAGUCGAUGGCUCGUUACGGCAAGUCGCCUUACAUCUACCCCCUCUACGGUCUUGGCGAGCUGCCCCAGGCCUUUGCCCGUCUCUCUGCCAUCUACGGCGGUACCUACAUGCUCGACAAGAAGAUCGAGUCGGUCAACAUUGACGCCGACGGCAAGUUCACCGGUGUCACCUCGGACGGCGAGACUGUCAAGGCCAAGAAGGUCAUUGGUGACCCCAGCUACUUUGGCGCCGGCGAGGAGCCCACCGAGGGCGGCAAGCUGCGCGUCAUUGAGACUGGCAAGGUUGUCCGUGCCAUCUGCAUCAUGAAGCACGCUAUCCCCGGCACCGACGAUGCCGACUCGUGCCAGAUCAUUAUCCCUCAGGGCCAGGUCGGCAGGAAGAACGACAUUUACGUGUCGUGUGUCAGCGCAGCGCACAAUGUCUCGGGAGCCGGCACCUGGCUCGCAGAGGUCUCGACCAUUGUCGAGACUUCAGUGCCCGAGCGUGAGAUCCUCCCUGGUCUCCAGCUCCUCGGCAACGUUGUCGACAAGUUUGUCUCCAUCGAGCCCCUGUACGAGCCCACCGAGGACGGCACCACCUCCAACAUCUUCAUCUCAAAGUCGUUUGACGCCUCGUCCCACUUCGAGUCGGUUGUUGACGACGUCAACGACCUCUGGCUGCGUAUCAAGGGCGAGCCCCUUGUCCUCCAGAAGCGCGAGACCGAGCUCGAGUCGGCUUAG